CGGUUGGCUGAAAAGACAUUGAGUUAAUGCCAUUGACACAUUAACACUUCUGCAGCCAUGUCGACGGAGUUCUUCGCCUCUAGCGCCACAUCGACGGGCCCUGCCUUCUGCCCGCACUGCGGCACCAUAUUGGACCACCCGGACACCAACAGCAUCGUGUGCUCCGCGUGCGAAUACCGCUGCCGCUACCAAGACCUGCCGUCGCUGACCGUUGUGACCCGCAGCGAGGACAAGCCGACACCCAAGUGGCUGGAUGCCGAGAAGGUCAUGAGCGAAGUCACGGGCCCCGCCCGCGCCACAGUGGAGGAGACGUGUCCCAAGUGUGGCAACCCGGAGAUGGACUACUACACGCUGCAGCUCCGCUCGGCCGAUGAGGGUCAGACGGUCUUCUACGAGUGUAAGAAGUGCGGCCACAAGUUCUCGGUCAACAACUAAGCAGCUGCGAAUGGCACAGCAUAUAGAUAUAUCGAUACAUGUACGUUCAUCUCGACAUGGGCUGGA
This is a messenger RNA of Phytophthora nicotianae INRA-310, 501 nucleotides long. RefSeq lists its product as hypothetical. NCBI's taxonomy places the organism in Eukaryota, Oomycota, Peronosporomycetes, Peronosporales, Peronosporaceae. The transcript is spliced from 2 exons. Gene Ontology annotation, cellular component: RNA polymerase I complex. Gene Ontology annotation, molecular function: DNA-directed RNA polymerase activity; nucleic acid binding; zinc ion binding. Gene Ontology annotation, biological process: DNA-templated transcription; termination of RNA polymerase I transcription. The record is from RefSeq and is a predicted model, not a curated record. The coding region runs from base 58 to 435 and encodes 125 amino acids.